Messenger RNA from Fusarium keratoplasticum, 855 nucleotides. RefSeq lists its product as uncharacterized. Lineage: Eukaryota; Fungi; Ascomycota; Sordariomycetes; Hypocreales; Nectriaceae. Gene Ontology annotation, cellular component: nucleus; NuA4 histone acetyltransferase complex. The coding region runs from base 1 to 855 and encodes 284 amino acids. Gene Ontology annotation, biological process: regulation of transcription by RNA polymerase II. The transcript is spliced from 2 exons. The record is from RefSeq and is a predicted model, not a curated record.
AUGGCGCCUAGAAAGCGUGCCCGCGCCAGCACCCAGACUGCGGCGACGCCAACGCCUGCGCGCGACGACGACGCCAUGGACGUUGAUACUCCCCAGGCCGGCGAUCAAGAGGAAGCCACCGAACAGAAGGAGCCCGACAACAAUUUCAACGACCACUGGACGGAUGAUCAAGUCGCUUCUCUAUUCAAGGGUGUCAUUCGUUGGAAGCCAGCUGGGAUGCACAGGCAUUUUCGAAUGAUAGCAAUCUCAGAGCACCUGCGGAAUCACGGUUUCGACCCCGAUCUAUACCCGCACACGCGCAUCCCCUACAUCUGGCAGAAGCUUCGGACAUACUACAACCUCGAAGUCAUCGACGAGCGGGAGAACUUUGACGAGGACGAAACGGAGGAUCGCUAUGUCGAGUUUUCGCUCCCCAGAGCACAAUUCUUUGACGCCAUGAUGCAGCGCGCACAUGCAGACCCCAGCGAAGCGCCUACAUCGCCUGCGCAACUCGAUCUCUCACCGGCACCGUCGUCCCCGGCUAAGAAGCGAAAGCGAGGCGAUACCAAGACUAGAGGUACUUCGGUGGAGGACACCGAAGAGGGAACGGACGCACCAUCGCCGGCACCAAAGACAAAGCGAGGAUCAAGACAGAAGAAGAAGGGCGCGACACAGGCCAAGGCUGAGAAGCAGGAAAAGGCCGAGACAACAGAGGAAGAGGAAGCAGAGGAAGGCAGCUCGAGCUCAUCGAGCGAGGAGGAAGAAGGGAGCGUCGAAGAGGGCGGAACACCCGUCUCGAAAGCGACGAGAGGUGCCAAGAAGGGACAAAAGUCGGCGCCCGCAAAGACGAGGGCGAGGGCACGGAGAAGACGGUGA